Melanaphis sacchari is the source of this 533-nucleotide messenger RNA. RefSeq names its product NADH dehydrogenase [ubiquinone] 1 alpha subcomplex subunit 7-like. The transcript is spliced from 3 exons. Gene Ontology annotation, biological process: mitochondrial electron transport, NADH to ubiquinone; ATP synthesis coupled electron transport. The record is from RefSeq and is a predicted model, not a curated record. Gene Ontology annotation, cellular component: mitochondrial inner membrane. Bases 127 to 465 code for a protein of 112 amino acids. Lineage: Eukaryota; Metazoa; Arthropoda; Insecta; Hemiptera; Aphididae.
UGUGAUAACAUAGAUGAUAAAAAAAAAUUUUACGACAUAAAAGUAAUUUCAAGAUUUCGAAAACUAGUGAACAUUUGACUUUCCUCCGUUCAUAUACGUAUUACGUAUUGACUAUAAAUUGACAAAAUGGCCAAUUGGAAUUCCUUAAUACCCAGCCAAUUCAAGCCAUCCGGUUUCAUUUCGGCUCUUCGAGUAUUCUUAGGUGGACGAAAUUUCAAGCCAAAUAUAAGAAUGGUUGAUGAAGUAUCAUCAGCCACUCAACCUCCACCUGAUGUUCCAGGAGGACCUAAUCAUACAGUUUUUAAUAAUUAUUAUUAUGCACGUGACAGUCGUAGAGAAGUUACACAACCAGUACUUAUUUUUGAAAAUAAUUCAAAACUUAUUGAAAAUACUAAGAAAUCAAAUGUUGAACCUGGCUGCCCAUCAAAAGUGCCUCUUCCUGGAAAAGUUUUCCACUGGGAUUAAAAUUAUAUUUACGUAUAGUAGUGAAAAUGUAUUGAAUUAUAUAUAUAAUCAGUAAAUUUAAAUAAACA